CGGCUGCUAAAACUGACAUGUUGGUUAGCAAGCUAGCUAGCACAUGCUAGUCCCACAUUGGUGUGGUUGGUUGUGAUAAGAUAUAUGUUGGGUUAAUAAUUGGGUAUACGGAAGUUCAGUAGCAGUGUUGUAUUGCAUUACAGGGACUUAUAUUUGUAAAAGACUCUAGUACACAGUACGAGCAGACACGAGCUGUGUCAUAUUUGUGCAACCUACCUGGAAAUACUUGGCACUGAAGGGCAAGGGUUUACUUGUUGGUAAAAUCAGUCUGUAUUAUAUUUUACAAUGCGUAGCAGCUUGAUGGAGUAUAAAAAGAUGGAUGGCAUUUAAUAUUAAUGUGCACACAGAGUAUUUGCAGGCUUUUGGAUUGCUCAUUAUGGGGAAUAUAGUGACAGGGAGCUGAAGCAUGGAGGCAGUUCUGAGCAGGCUGAGGAGACUAAGUGCUGAUGAACUGCGCGAGGAGUUUGCCCGAGCAGACCUCAAGUGCGGCCCUAUCACAGCUACCACCCGAGCCACCUUUGAGAGGAAGUUAGCCCGAGUCCUGGCUGGGCCAGAGAGCAGUGCCACUGAAUCGGACAACAGCUCUUCAACAGGCCUCUCGGGCAGCGCGGCCUCCGUUGCCGAUCAUGCCAAACCUGUGUCAAGUGUCACCUCAGCAGUUGCACCCACCACUGCUACAACAAGCAGCAACCCCACUGAGACUGCCAGCGAAGAGUUGGACUUUGGCUACGGUGUGGGUCUCAACCCUCCAGAGGAAGAGGAGAUCUCAGUAAAGACAACCUCAAACAGCUCUGCUGAAGGCAGUAACUCUCAGUCCAAAACGGAAACCCCUUCAAAGCCGGCGCAAGUGUCUCCAACCUUUUAUUAUGGAGUAUGUCCACUUUGGGAGGAUGUUUUGGCUAGAAAUGAGAGAGCACAUGUGUACACAGAUAAGAAAGAUGCCCUUCAAGCUGUAAAGAUGAUGAAGGGAGCCCGCUUCAAAGCCUUUCCCAACCGUGAGGAUGCUGAGAGGUUUGCUAAGGGGAUCUGUGACUAUUUCCCCUCUCCCAACAAAUCUACACCCUGUGUAUCUCCUGUCAAACCUGGCCUGGUCAUUAGUAAAGACAACAUGGAAGUUGAUACCAUCAACCGGGAGCGGGCCAACAGUUUCAAGAGCCCACGCACCCAGGACCUGACCGCCAAACUGAGGAAAGCUGUGGAGAAGGGCGACGAGGUGGCCUUCAGCGAGCUGGUGUUGAGCAACCCACGCUAUCUCAUUGGCUCAGGGGAUAAUCCCACUAUUGUGCAGGAGGGCUGCCGGUACAACGUAAUGCACGUGGCAGCCAAGGAGAACCAGGCGGGAAUCGCCCAGCUGCUGCUGGACACCUUGGAAAACCCAGAGUUUAUGCGCCUCAUGUACCCAGACGACCAGGAAGUUAUGCUGCAGAAACGUAUCCGCUACAUUGUAGAUCUUUACCUCAACACUCCAGAUAAGGCUGGAUUUGAAACACCACUCCACUUUGCCUGUAAGUUUGGCUGCCCAGACGUGGUCAAUGUCCUGUGCUCGCAUCCUGACAUCGAUAAGAACUGUAAGAACAAGGAUGGCCAGAAGCCAUGUGAUCUUAUUUGUAGCAGAAGAAAUAAAACCCAAGAAGUGAAGCAGAAGAUAAGUGACUAUUUGGAGGACCGCUGCUAUAUCCCUUUGCUGAGGGCAAGCGACAACACCUCUCAGCCUAUCAUUGGUGGUCUGUGGUCACCUGAGUCCUCAGAAAGUCUCUCACUGAUCCAGCGGCAUACAAGAAGCCCGAUGGAUCCAGUGAUGACUGUCACAGCCUUUGCUGGCCCGCUGAGCCCUUCUAAAGCAGAUGAUUUCCGUCGGUCCUGGAAGACGCCGCCCAGAGACCGGGCAGAGCUUUUCCACCACAUUUUUAAGUCUGAUCCUGAUCGUGGGGCAGAGAGAGUGGGCAGAGACCUGGCUCAUGAGAUGGGCCACCCGUGGGCUGAGUACUGGGACUUUUUGGACAGUUUUGUGGAUCUGUCGUCGUCUGAGGGGCUCCGCAAGCUGGAAGAGUACCUUAGCAAGAGGGAUUUCAGCCCACGGGCUCAUGAAGAGACUGGGGAGAAUGAGACCAGCAACAGGUUCAAAACCCCCUCUCCAGGUAAACCCAAAAAGUUCUGCAACUCCAUCUCUGUUGGUGCCUUCCUGGACGAGGGUGAUGACAUCAGCCUUGAGGAGAUGAAGAACCGGCAGAACGCAGCACUCACCAGCAUCACCUCCUCUGCUGCAUCCAUGGACGGCCUGAAGGGCGCAGUGGGUGGCCGUGAGUUCCGCAUCCUGCCCAUCGCGCUGCACCACCGCGGGGCCGACCUGAUCGAGACAGCGGCCGAGCAGGACCUGCUGUGCUGCUGUGAUGACGGCCUCCUGUCGCCCGGCGUUGUCUGCAAAAAUGGGGUGUGCUCCUCCUCCAGAGACAGGACUCACAAUGGAGACAAGGUGACCUCUCGCACCUCCCCGUCCUCCUCUUGCCUGCUGUCGCCCAUCUCCAACCUCAUGGUGGAGUUUGAGCGCAUGUCGCUGCAAGAGCCGCUGGACAGCCCCACCAGCUGCAGGGAGAGGAGGAGCAGUGGCGGGAGCCGGCACAGGGAGGUCCGGGAAUCCUACAGCUCCUCAUCAGCCACAGACCUGAGCUCCGGACUGAACCGCCUGUCUCUUGGUCACAGUGGUCAGGACGGUGAGACCUUGGAGGGGCCAGGCUGGAGAACAGAGGGAGGAGGGACAGAGGAGAGGCGUAGCAGCGGCAGCUCAGAGGAGUACUUUGAAGCAGAAGAGAGUCUGGAGGUGCUGGGCAGGACUAGGGGGUCAGUUUCAGGGGGGCGCAACUUCUGUGCUAGAUCCAAGUCAUGGGACCAUGGGGGGAGGGAUCUGAGCAGUUCAGGAUCCUCUGGGUCCUCCUAUAAGUCCUUAGAUAACUCCAAUGAGUUCCCACCCAGGACCCCACCGCACAUUAGAAGAGGACUUUUCAUUGAUGGGGAUUCCCCAACCAAGUUGGACAGAGAGGUCUUGUAUGCAACAGAAGGCGUAGAUGUCGAUGCCCAGAAGUAUCCCAGCAUUCAUAAGUGGAAGAGCACAAUGAAGUCGUACUCUGCAUCAGACAUGCAGAACUGGCCCAGCCCUGCGGUGGUAAAACCACGACUCAGGAUGCAGCAUCAGACUCCCGGCUCCCCGGGCAGCGGCCUGAUGUCUCCCACUGGUCGCUUCAGUCCUGCCCGGCAUGCCGCCUCACCAGACUUCAGCCCCAGCCGUUACAGCCCUGCCAAUGCUAGCUACAUCCAGCGCAUCCGCCUCAAGCACUUGAAUGAGCCACCAAUCUGACUGUCCGCGCCUCCUACCACUACGGCCAUACCCUCUCCAAGCCCCAACCCCACCACCCUUUCCCACUACAAACCCAGCUGCACCAAGGUGGCUACACCAGAGCUCAGAAACCACAUACCUAACAGAAAUAUGCACAAGUGUCUGGAAGAUUUGUAUUAAUGAUGUAUCGUACUACUCCUAUGUAAUACAGGAAUUCUCAUCACGUUGGGUUGUGAUGUACACUCAAGACUUUAAAAAGGAAAAAAAGAAACCUUGAUAAUUUAUGUACUGUAUGGGUGUGGACCAUGUUGAAUUGACAGUAAUGUUAUUUGUGGCAAGUGUGAAGCACCUGUAUCAUAACCUGAGUCAACUUUUUUGAAUAUCGUGAAUAUAAGCCGCACUCCCCAAAGUUAGUUCAUCACUAAAACCUUGGUGUGGAAUAUCCAACAGGAUUCUGUCACUGAAGAUGUUCUUAAAAAAAGUAAAAUGUCAAUAUUUUAAAAGUUAUUUUUUGUAUGUUGGUCAGUAGCACAAAAAUGUAAUGUUUUUAUUAAUGGUGUUAAAACCGACUGCCAUUUCCUAUGUUAUCCUCAGUUCAGGAAUUGCCUUAAUUUUCUGAAGUGAUGAGUCCAGUUCUCUCGUCAAUUUGGAAACUCUAACUCAUACAUAAAAUAUCUGGAAAUGGCGACUUCACUGGCUGCAUCGAUCAGAGAUGAUUACGGCAAACAUGGGAAAAACUGAUAAGUUUGAGAUCUUCCAUGUUUUUAUUUUGUUCUUCAAUAAAUGCACACAUUCUCCAUCUUUUCUCGGUGGUUCCUGGACAUGUCUUGACUUUUCAUUUCUGCCACUACCCGCGGCCUUAGACUGUGCAAUUUAUAUUUUUUUCUCUGAAGUAUCUUUAAAUUCACAAGCAUCUCCCACUGUGUAUGAAUGACAAAACACACCCAUCAGUAAAGUGUAAUUUGAAAUUUGUCUGGGCUAUACCUUAAAAUUGCCCAGUUUGAGACCACCUUAAAGCUGUAUUAAGCAAUUUCUAACCACUAGGGGGCAGAAAUACUCCAAAACUAACUCAUCCGCAACAGAACCCUGAUAUAUCCGUUAUUAUGGCCAUCUUGUUAAAAAACUGCCUUACGCUUACAGGGAUCCCAACUGAUUAGCUGAGAGCUGGCUAUUGAUUCUCAGUGGGGUCGGCAGUACUAGCAACUCUUUUCACAUUACAAGUAGUUUGAUUCAGUAUUGAUUUCAAAAUUAGCACUUUAGAGAGCUUUAAUACCCAGUUGUGUGCCAUGAAUAUCUUAGGUGGUUCAAAUUGGCUUACAGUAAACUCAUACAGGUUCUUGCAAUUCUCCAAAACAUGUUAAGUCUAAUGGUGACUUGUGAAUGUGCAAAAACCUGCUGGAUCCAAAUUAUUUGUAAUUUAGGGAUAAAUUCUGUGCUUUAUGAGGAUUUAUCAGCUAUGUCUAGGACAAAAAAAAGCCAAUCAUUUUGAAUAUUCAGAUUGCCACUCUACUUAGGUUGAGAGAAACAAGUGUUCUGAAUGUACUUUUUUUUUGUGAACUAAACUUUUAUUGAGAGCACAAACUACUUCACUGAGAAGAUUGUAUUGUCAUCCUUGUGCUCUCAGGUGACAACAGAUCUAAUUCUGGUCUCUGAAUGUUUAUGAAUGUGGAACUUUGCAAAAAUGCACCUAAAAAACUUAAAACAUGCUUCUUGUGCUUUUAGCAUUUUGUGCUUUGUUAAAAACUUUCAUGGUGAAUUCUCUUUCUGUAUGUCUAGACCUCAUUUGCUUUCAACUAAUCAAUAAAACAUCACCCCUACUUUA
Molecule: messenger RNA, 5153 nt
Organism: Siniperca chuatsi (mandarin fish)
Lineage: Eukaryota; Metazoa; Chordata; Actinopteri; Centrarchiformes; Sinipercidae
Gene: ankle2
Product: ankyrin repeat and LEM domain containing 2
Exons: 13
Coding region: 407-3352 (981 amino acids)
Biological process (GO): negative regulation of phosphorylation
Cellular component (GO): endoplasmic reticulum
Molecular function (GO): protein phosphatase 2A binding
Source: RefSeq, a predicted model, not a curated record